AUUGGGCGCCCGGGGCGCGGGGAGAUGCUGAUCCGGAAGAGGCAAUGGCUGCAGUGCCGCGCGCGCGGCCGCUCCCGGCCCGCCGUCCGGCCUGGGCUGCUCUGUCAGAGUUUCUGAUCUAGCGCGACCCGGGCCCGGAGCCUGUAGCAGCGGCGGCGGCGGCGGCGGCGGCGGCGGCGGCAGCGCGGCGGCGCCGGCAUCGUCCUAACUUGCACGCGCGGAGUGACCCCAGACAUUUCACUAAAAUGAGCGUGCUUAGCAGGAAGAGAUGUGUUCCUUACACUAGAAAUUACCCCGUCACAUGUAGUGGUGUCCCAAUUAAUGGAUUCUGACAUGGAUUAUGAAAGGCCAAACGUAGAGACCAUCAAGUGCGUUGUGGUGGGAGACAACGCGGUGGGCAAGACCAGGCUCAUCUGUGCCCGGGCCUGCAAUGCCACCCUCACCCAGUACCAGCUGCUCGCCACCCAUGUGCCCACGGUUUGGGCCAUCGACCAGUAUCGGGUGUGCCAGGAGGUGCUGGAACGCUCCAGAGAUGUGGUAGAUGAUGUCAGCGUCUCCCUCCGCCUCUGGGACACCUUUGGAGACCACCACAAAGAUCGUCGCUUUGCUUAUGGGAGAUCCGAUGUGGUGGUUCUGUGCUUCUCCAUUGCCAACCCUAAUUCCCUCCACCACGUCAAGACCAUGUGGUACCCAGAAAUCAAGCACUUCUGCCCCCGAGCACCUGUCAUCUUGGUGGGCUGCCAGCUGGACCUGCGCUAUGCUGACCUGGAGGCUGUCAAUAGGGCCAGGCGACCCUUGGCUAGGCCCAUCAAGCCCAACGAGAUCCUUCCCCCAGAGAAGGGCCGGGAGGUGGCCAAGGAGCUGGGCAUCCCCUACUACGAGACCAGCGUGGUGGCCCAGUUUGGCAUCAAGGACGUCUUUGACAACGCCAUCCGCGCAGCGCUCAUCUCCCGCCGCCACCUGCAGUUCUGGAAAUCCCACCUCCGCAAUGUGCAGCGGCCUCUGCUGCAGGCGCCCUUCUUGCCUCCCAAGCCGCCUCCCCCCAUCAUCGUGGUGCCCGACCCCCCCUCCAGCAGCGAGGAGUGCCCCGCCCACCUCCUGGAGGACCCGCUCUGUGCGGAUGUCAUACUGGUGCUGCAGGAGCGGGUGCGCAUCUUUGCCCACAAGAUCUACCUCUCCACCUCCUCCUCCAAGUUCUACGACCUGUUCCUCAUGGACCUGAGUGAGGGGGAGCUGGGGGGCCCCAGCCCAGAGGACCACCGGGGUCACCCUGAUCACCAUCACCACCACCACCACCAUGGCCGGGACUUCCUGCUGCGGGCGGCCAGUUUUGAUGUGUGUGAGAGCGUGGAGGAGGGCGGGGGCUCUGGCCCUGCUGGGCUCCGUGCCUCCACCAGCGAUGGGAUCUUACGGGGCAAUGGAACAGGGUAUUUGCCCGGGAGGGGUCGAGUCCUGUCUUCCUGGAGCCGAGCUUUCGUGAGCAUUCAGGAAGAAAUGGCAGAAGAUCCUCUGACGUACAAAUCCCGGCUGAUGGUGGUGGUAAAAAUGGACAACUCCAUCCAGCCAGGGCCCUUCCGGGCUGUUCUCAAGUACCUGUACACCGGGGAGCUGGACGAGAAUGAGCGCGACCUCAUGCACAUCGCCCACAUUGCUGAGCUGCUUGAGGUCUUUGAUCUGCGCAUGAUGGUGGCCAACAUUCUCAACAAUGAGGCGUUCAUGAACCAAGAGAUCACUAAGGCCUUCCAUGUCCGCCGGACUAACCGGGUUAAGGAGUGCUUGGCAAAAGGCACCUUCUCAGAUGUGACCUUCAUCCUGGAUGAUGGCACCAUCAGCGCCCAUAAGCCCCUGUUGAUUUCCAGCUGUGACUGGAUGGCCGCCAUGUUUGGGGGGCCAUUUGUGGAGAGUUCCACCAGGGAGGUGGUGUUCCCCUGCACUAGCAAGAGCUGCAUGAGGGCGGUGCUGGAAUACCUCUACACGGGCAUGUUCACCUCCAGUCCCGACCUGGACGACAUGAAGCUCAUCAUCCUGGCCAACCGCCUCUGCCUGCCGCACUUGGUUGCCCUCACAGGUACACGGGGACCCCUCUGGGGGAGAAGCCAGGGAAACCACCCCCCCCAGGUCCUGAUUUCUCCUCUCACCUGCCUCCCCCCAGGGGACAGGCUGCGAGCACCGAGGGAAUGUGUUGACAUAAAGUGAAAUAUGUCGAUGCGCAUUGGGGUUUGGGUGAGGACAUAGAUGUAAAGAAGCACGUGUGAGAGACAGGAUGGUGUCACAUGAUAGGCUCUCCGCAAGGGGUUAUGGGCCCCACCAAGCGGUCUCCAGUAGAUGACAGCGCUGGUGUUCCAUCAGCUUCGCUUCAGCGGGGCAAGCUUAAGUCAAGAGGAAUAGAGCGCCAUUCCUCAUUGCUCCCCUUUGGUUCUUCACCUCCUCCUCUGCCUUUUUUCUUCCUUCUCAUCCUUCUUCUCUUCCUCCUCCUCCUCUUCCAUCUUCACUUUAUCUCUCUUCCAGAAGCAGACAAUAAACAUUGACCUCCCAUCCCUAGUUCCUUGAAAAGACCAUGAGAGCUGGAGCUCAGCUUU
Molecule: messenger RNA, 2579 nt
Organism: Leptonychotes weddellii (Weddell seal)
Lineage: Eukaryota; Metazoa; Chordata; Mammalia; Carnivora; Phocidae
Source: RefSeq, a predicted model, not a curated record